Molecule: messenger RNA, 785 nt
Organism: Acanthoscelides obtectus
Lineage: Eukaryota; Metazoa; Arthropoda; Insecta; Coleoptera; Chrysomelidae
Source: the annotation of a GenBank genome assembly
GGGAUUUACUUGGUUGUUGAACACGGAAUCUGAAAAUCCUUCGAAUAAUUUCCCUAUGAUUGAAGCAAUUAUUUCUUCCAAGGAGUUUUUGGAAGCCACAGAUAAAGUCCAUAUCUUCAAAGAAAAAUGUGCCAUGGAUGAUAACUCAAUACUUGACAUUGCUGCUGCCACUACUGGUCAAGCUUCAAAUGAAAGGUGGUAUCUUGCCAGAAAAAUUUCGUUUGACUGCAAGUAGUUUUGGAUUGAUAAUUUCUGCAUGCGUAAAAAAGAGGUUCCCAGAUAGUUUGUUCAAAACGCUUUUAGGUGAAUAUAAUCUGGAUGGCAUUAAAGCAAUCCAAUGGGGCAGAACUCAUGAAAAAGAUGCAUUAGAUUAUUUGAAACACCAUUAUAAUUUAAAUAUUCAAUCAACAGGAGUAUGGCUUACAAAUUCAGGACUCCUUGGAGCUAGUCCUGAUGGUUUAAUUGAUGAAGAAGAUGCCAUUGUGGAAGUGAAAUGUCCAUAUUCCUUUAGAAAUGAUAAUUUAACAGAAAAAUUAUGUAACCUAACAAAUUACAUUAUUUAUUAUGAUGAAGGAAAUUUGUUACUAAAUAAAAGUCACAAUUAUUAUCAUCAAAUUCAAGGUUUUCUACAUGUUUUAAAAAAGAAAAAAUGUUACCUCUGUAUUUGGACAUUAAAUGGCGCAACUGUUGCAAAUGUAGAUUAUGAUGAGUUAUGGAAGGAAAAUAUUUUUCUUUUAGAAAAUUUCUACAUAGAACAUUAUUCACCAAAAUUGUUAGGAAAUUAA